AUGGUGAACAUGGUCGUGCCGCACGAUGAGCUUAUGGAGCGGACGGAUGAACUCGUGCAGAAGCUGCUGCAGAACGCGCCGCUGCCAAUGCGCGCCAUCAAGGAGGUCGCUGUCAGGGGCCUCAGCAUGCGGCUGGAGGACAGGGUGCGGCUUGCGGGCAUCGUGAACCGGCGACUGCAGCGGACUGAUGACGCGCUAUGA
Molecule: messenger RNA, 201 nt
Organism: Geodia barretti
Lineage: Eukaryota; Metazoa; Porifera; Demospongiae; Tetractinellida; Geodiidae
Source: the annotation of a GenBank genome assembly